Gadus morhua (Atlantic cod) is the source of this 5300-nucleotide messenger RNA. RefSeq names its product TBC1 domain family, member 16 (gene tbc1d16). Gene Ontology annotation, cellular component: early endosome. Bases 585 to 2849 code for a protein of 754 amino acids. The transcript has 13 exons. Gene Ontology annotation, biological process: activation of GTPase activity. NCBI's taxonomy places the organism in Eukaryota, Metazoa, Chordata, Actinopteri, Gadiformes, Gadidae. Gene Ontology annotation, molecular function: GTPase activator activity. The record is from RefSeq and is a predicted model, not a curated record.
UAAUUAUUAAAAAAAAAAAAAAAAAAAGAUAUACCGGUCGUGGAAGGAUUUUACGGUAGUCCGCACGGAAGAGAUGAUGAUGAUCUUCUCUUGUCUCUUGCGUCCUCGUGACGUUAUGUUCAGACUCAGAGCAGUGGUCCUGAUGAUGCGCAUAGAAAACCAACUGCAUUCUAGCUUAGUCCUCGUGACCUCUAAAUCAAUACGUUAUAUAUUCAAUAUUUGUUUAGCUAAAGGGUUCAUCACAUGUUAUUUAUGAAACAAACGUUUAAAACGUUCAUAAAUCAUUGUAAAUUAACGGCUUUUCAGUCUUCGCCUUUUUCUAUUCCGGAAGCAGCGGGAUUUGGGGGUUGUGUCUAAAGCAGCAGCGUUAAACGUGUGGUGUCACUGUCAUAGCUCACCGAUACACACAGGGAUACUCUCUCAUCCUACCAAUAACACAAGGGGGAACAUACCUCAAAUAAACAACAACGUUUGUGCAUGAUAGCCAGCUAUUGCUCCCCAUGCAAGAUGGACGUUAGCCAUGGACUGUAGACUUCUCCGGCGGGAUUGAAGAGGAUGGGCCCAGGUUCCGGCGACCUGUGGAGAUGUCUCUUGGUCGGCUACUGCGGCGCGCCUCCUCCAAGGCCUCCGACCUCCUGACCUUUAACCCCGGCGCCGGGGGCUCGUCGGCGCGCUCAGGCCUGGACGGGGAAAUCAUCUUCUCCAAAAACAACGUCUGUGUGCACCCCGCCGAGCCGCUGCCCGGGCUCGGAGAACACCAUCCAGGCUACCUGUGCGUGCACGUGGAGAAGGACGACAGCCUGGGCACCACGCUCAUCCUGACCUGGGUGCCCAACUGCCGCAUCCAGCGACAGGACGAGGAGGCCCUCCGCUACAUCACCCCGGAGAGCUCCCCCGUGCGCCGAAACGCCCGCCACCGGGGCCGAAGGCCUCGCUCACGCCCCCCCACGGCCCAGGAGGAGGACGUGGUGGUAGACGAGGACAGGAGCGUCACCAGGCCGGUCCCCACCACCAGCACCACCAGCGACGGCCAGAGGCUCCCAGUGGCGGGGGAGGCUGGUGGGGAGCCCUCUCCGACCCGGCACCAGGCCUCGUCCCUGGGGACGGGGGACGAGGGAGACGAGCUUUCGGAUGAGGUGAGCCGGGACAGCACCAUGGGCUCGGACUCGGACACCUUCUCCUCGCCCUUCUGCCUGUCGCCCGUCAGCGAGGCUCUCUGCGAGAGCAGCGGCUCCGUCUUCCUGGACAACGAAAGCAGGGAGAUGUGCGACGAAUCCAUGACCCCCUCAGUAAGCUCCGCCUCCAGCCUGGACAGCCACGCCCCUUCCGAGUGCAGCAGCCAAUCGCAGGGCAUGCGCUGGGAGGAGCAGCAGAAGGCCCUGGCGCUGGAGCAGCUGUGCGGCGUGUUCCGGGUGGACCUGGGUCACAUGCGAUCCCUUCGACUCUUCUUCAGCGAUGAGGCGUGCACCAGUGGGCAGCUGGUGAUCGCCAGCAGAGAGAGCCAGUACAAGAUCCUCCACUUCCACCACGCCGGCCUGGACAAGCUGGCCGAGGUCUUCCACCAGUGGAAGUGCUGCAGGGAGACCCAGCUCAAAGACCAGGUGGUGGAUGAGAAGUCCUGCAUGCAGUUCUCCAUCCGCAGACCGGUGCUGCCGUCGGCAGAGAGCCACCCGGAGGAGCGGCUUUACCGCCGGCUGGAGGUCAACACCUGGCUGAGGCACUUCAACCGCAACGGACAGGUGGAGGAGGAGUACAAGCUGCGCAAGGCCAUCUUUUUCGGUGGUAUCGACCCGUCCAUCAGAGGCGAGGUGUGGCCCUUCCUGCUCGGCUACUACAGCUGUGACUCCUCUUCCGAGCAACGUGAGGCCUGGAGGCUGCAGAAGCGCACGCACUACCACGACGUGCAACAGCGCAGGUUGUCCAUGACCCCUGAGGAGCACAGCGAGUUCUGGAGGAAGGUCCAGUUCACGGUGGACAAGGACGUGGUGAGGACGGACCGCAGCAACCUCUUCUUCAGAGGGGAGAACAACCCCAAUGUGGAGAUCAUGAGGCGGACCCUGCUGAACUACGCCGUGUUUAACCCGGACAUGGGCUACUGCCAGGGCAUGUCUGACCUGGUGGCCCCCCUGCUGACGGAGGUCCAGGACGAGAGCGACACCUUCUGGUGCUUUGUGGGCCUGAUGGAGAACACCAUCUUCAUCAGCUCGCCCCGCGACGAGGACAUGGAGCGCCAGCUGAUGUACCUGCGGGAGCUGCUGCGUCUGAUGCUGCCGCCGUUCCACCAGCACCUCACCCAGCUGGGGGAGGACGGCCUGCAGCUGCUCUUCUGCCACCGCUGGGUGCUGCUCUGCUUCAAGAGGGAGUUCCCCGACAACGACGCCCUGCGCAUGUGGGAGGCAUGCUGGGCCCACUACCAGACGGACUACUUCCACCUGUUUCUGUGUGUGGCCAUCAUCGUGCUGUAUGGCGAGGAUGUGACCGAACAGCAGCUAGCCACCGACCAAAUGCUGCUUCACUUCAGCAACCUGUCCAUGCACAUGAAUGGAGAGCUGGUGCUACGGAAGGCUCGCAGUCUGCUCUACCAGUUCCGCCUCCUACCCAGAAUCCCUUGCAGCCUCCACGACCUGUGUAAGCUGUGCGGGCCGGGCAUGUGGGACAGCCGCUACAUCCCCACCGUGGAGUGUUCCGGGGAGCACCCAGACUCCCAGAGCUGCCCCUAUGGAGGCACCCCCGUCCCCCAGCCCUGCUCGCCCUCCCCCGCCUCCACCCCCAACCCCACGCCCACCCCCUCCCCCGAGGGCAAGAGGGGCUCAAAGGCCAGGGACAUUUUCACCUUCCGCAAGUCUUAAAGCGGCGUGGGACGUACAGAGGAAGGGGACCAGGGGGUUUCAAUGGCCUCCGGCUGCUUGGUCGCUCGCCAUUACUGUUGGCAUCGGCCGAGGAUAGUGCAGGGAUCCCCCUCCUCAGUCUCUCCUCCUCCGAAGGCCGCCGCCGCCAUUUUGGUACAGCGCCCGGUUCAGGACUUCCUCUUCACUGCCUUACUGGAAAUGGAUUCAACAAGAUGCUCACUGCGGCGCGAGACCAACCCCCUAAUGGGUGGGGCGCUGUACACUGAGGAAGGGAGGCCAGGGAAGCUCUUUUCUAUUGGUCGAGCUAAAAGCUGACAAUCAUCGGCGUCGCCGGUCCACAGGAACUCCAGGUUGCACCCUGCUGCUCACUGGGGCUGAGGCCAGAGGCUUUACGGGAAGGAGCCACGUUGAAGACCGGAAUGAAUCUGUACGGACCGGUUGUUGUUUUUUGAUCUUGAACAAAUAUGUCACUGGUUGGGAUAACACAAGGUGUGGAAUGUCAGUGUGAAUAAGGAAUAUAUGUUAUGCCUAUCUGAAGUCAGUGCAAGGCAAAUGCCUUUCUCUCAAUGUGAAACCCAAUCCUCCAAAAGCUAGAAGGGUGAACUCACAAAGAAGAUUACAAAGAAUUAUCUGUUGCUUUUCUCUCGCAACUGUGUAUUUGCAUUUCAAGCAGUUAUUACAAAUAUUUAGCAAUAUGAUAAAGAUAUAUCCUUGCAUGAGCAAUUCUUUAAAAAAAAAACUAUAUACAACAAUAAUGUGUUAACACAAAACAAAACACUUCCUUUAGGGUAGGGGCUCAACAUAUUUCCCAAAUCAGAUUAUUGUAAAAAUAAACUACGACAGACCUCAUAGUCAUACUUUCUCUCUGCUUUAAAUACCCCGCCCACUGGCAUCAGGUAGGAGGAGGAUAGGGGGGGGGGGGGGGGGGGAGUAUGUCUUGAUCACAUUGAUAUCCUGUAAGAGGGUGUCCUGUGAAGAAAAGAUGGAAGCAUAGAACGCGUUACUCACAACAUUUCUGUCAAAUAAAGAAGACGAGUGGGCUAUGGAUGAGUCAUUGUCGCCCGACAAAGGGAGACAGAUUUAUGGUGGAUGUAUUUUAAAUCACCACACACCUUGUGUUCAAUCAUGUCCAGGGCGAUGAAGAACAGGCCGCAGCUAAGUUCUGUGGUUUUCUGUUUUUCUGAAAGUUUUUUUGCAAUCGUUCCACCCUCACCUUCAAACGAAUGACAACGUCAAUGCACUGUUUACACCAAACCAACCGGGUCUGUCCACACGAAUGUAUCCACUAACAAGUACUUUCAUUUAGCACGUGUAGGUUUGUGCGAGCGUGUCCGGGUGUGUGUCUGUGUGUCUGUGUGUGUGUGUGUGUGUGUGUGUGUGUGUGUACACACGGCUGUGACCUCCACACAUCUGGUAAUGAGUUAGAGGAGCAGGGGUCUUUGAUGUCCCCCCUCCCCAACCCCCCCACCCUCCCAAUCCCCUAAUUAUACCAGUCAUCACGUAGAAAAAAAAAAGAGCAAAGAGAACGACCAACCAUUCAGGGUCUCCGUCUUGUCACUGUGGAGGAGAACAUAAAACCAGAGUGUGUGUGUGUGUGUGUUUGUGGGGGGGGGGGGGGGGAGUUUGACUGUAGUGCUCUGCAGAUUUGCAAGUCCCAGCUGUGCGGUGGUCCCAGGUGGGCUGCUGAAGUGGCCUACUGGGACCCCGGCGUCUUCAGAUUGCUGCUAAAAGCUAGCAUUAGGAUCUUUAAAUCCACCCCAUCCAUCCUCUCUUGCUCACUCCCACCACUCUUUCCCACUCACUCCCCCCUCUCCUCUUUCUCACUAAACUUCUUCCCUCACCCCCAUUCUUGUCUCCCUUUCUCACCUUCUCUCACUCAUCCUUUCUCUCCAUCUCCCUCUUUCCACCUCUCUCUGGCUCUCUACCCCCCCCCCCCCCCCCCCUCUCUCUCUCCAUAAAUCCACCUCCCCCCUCGCUCUCUCCUCUCCCAGUCUGGUUGUCACCAUGCAGUCGAGGUAAAUGGCGUUGUGUAUUGCUCUGCGCUCCUCUCCAUUAGUUAUCAUGUGCAGCUGCCUUCCUCAAACGUCUGGGAGACUGUUGAGGCUGGAUGGAGGUUCUGAAGUGAGCGAAUCCAGAAGUGCACAGCUGGAAAGUAAUUGGUGUGUGAGAGUGUCUGUGUGCGUUUGUGUGCGUGUGGGUCGUCGUUGCACACAUGCAGAUGAAUGCGUGUGUCCAUGUGUACAUUUCUAUUCAAAUGUUAUUUUCCGAACAAACAAAUCAAUGAUUGUCUGCACAUCCACAUACACACACUGCGAGUUUGCAGCAUACGGGGAACACAGUGUUGAAUGUACACUACCGUUACACUUUGUCUGUCCAUUAUUGUACACAUUGCAAAAAUGCUUUUUAUUCAUUUUGCAUAUUAUUAAAAAGGGAAUACUUGUGUUACAAUUA